GAUCACGCUUAAUUUAUGAAUGACGUCUUUUUAUCUACAGUUUUUAUUCUUCUGUGCGAUGGAGGCGACAUCCGUGAAAUCAUGUUAAACUUUCUGGAUCUUGGGCUUCUCAAUGGAAAUUACGCAUUUAUCACUGUCCACUUGCCUAAACGUUCUUACAUUGGUAACAACACAUGGAUGGGUAAUGAUGGCCGAGACAAUGACGCUAAGAAGGCUUACGAAGGAGUUUUGAACAUUGAGCAGAAGUUUGGCACAGAGAAGAGGUCGGGAGCGAAAGUCUCAGCUUUUGUGGAUCGCAUCAAAAAGCGAAUGAAACAAGAGCCAUUUCACGUAGACAUUCCUGAAAAUAGAACGGUAAGUUUUACUGCAUGUUGAAGCAGCAAGAGUCCAUUAU
Molecule: messenger RNA, 394 nt
Organism: Orbicella faveolata
Lineage: Eukaryota; Metazoa; Cnidaria; Anthozoa; Scleractinia; Merulinidae
Product: atrial natriuretic peptide receptor 1-like
Biological process (GO): intracellular signal transduction; receptor guanylyl cyclase signaling pathway; cGMP biosynthetic process
Cellular component (GO): plasma membrane
Molecular function (GO): ATP binding; protein kinase activity; adenylate cyclase activity
Source: RefSeq, a predicted model, not a curated record